AUGGAGGACGGUUCAUCGCCUUCUAGACGACCAUAUAUUAGAUUGACAUCAUUUCUCAACAAUGUCACAAAAAAUGCGGGUGAUGAAGUACGAUUUAAAUGUGAAGCUGCUGGUAAUCCAUUACCACUUCAAUUUAGCUGGUUGAAAAAUCAUGCACCGGUGGAAAAAAAUCGUAAGACGAAAAUAAAGAAUCGUGAAUAUUGGUCACGUUUGGUCAUCACUGAUUUAGAGGUUCUGGACAGUGGAUAUUAUCAGUGUGUUGUUAGCAAUUCUUUUGCAAGUGUUAAUACCACUGCCGUUCUUAGGAAUUAG
This is a messenger RNA of Acanthocheilonema viteae, 312 nucleotides long. Lineage: Eukaryota; Metazoa; Nematoda; Chromadorea; Rhabditida; Onchocercidae. The record is from the annotation of a GenBank genome assembly.